AAAAACACUUUAAUAAUUGAAUAAUUAUGAAAAGAAUAACAUCUCUGCUGCAGAAAAGUGUUAAGCGGGUAUUCUGACAUAAUUUUCAGGUUUAAGAAAAAUUGUUCGCUCUGUGAUUUUUAAAUUGCAGCAGACUAAAUUGUGAUUUAAUCUAAUUUUGGAUUAAUUUCCCAGCCCUACUUCUAACCUAUUUCUGAUAAGACUUCUGUCAGUGAAUAUUUUUAUUCUUCAUGUAAAACUUCACCUCUCUUUAUUGAAACAACCCCAGAGCUCCAAACAUGUCCCUUUGUUGACCGUGACAGCCUGGUAUCAUCCUGUUUCUGUCUCUGACAGAAGUCAGCUGGAUUCUCCUUCAGUUGACUGAAACAUCACAUUUGACCACUUGUCAGGAUUCUUUCAUUCAUUUCAGAGGAAAACGUCUGCCGGUUGUUUGUGUGUGCUGAGCUUUACUACACAAAUGUUGAAAAAAUAACGCUCUAAAGUCAGAAUAGUUCUCUGUUUUUUGAUGGAAACAGGAGUGAUGUCAGAGUUAGUGAUAGAUAGCUUUGCUCACUACACAUUAACGCCUUCUUACCCACAGAUGUGCAGAAAUACAUCAAAUAAACUUCAGUUUUUUAAAUCAACCAUUGAGAAAAAGAUCAGUUCUUAUGGGUUAUCAGCCAUCAGGAGUAGGAAAUUGUCGGUUAUCGAUAUCAGCUCAAAAAAAUAUUUAUCCUCACUAAGAUAUAAGGAAAUACAGAACAGUAGACAGGGUUUGUUUUCUACUUUCCUGUUCCAGUCCUAGUCCAUGUCCUCAUACUUUAGAUCGGCCUGUUAGGUUGACUGCUAUAAAAACAUACAGUGGGAAGAAACGGCAGAAAACAAAGAAAAUGUAACAGUAAGUGAAUAAAAAGGUAAAUAAAAUAGAGAAAUAAAUGAAUGAAAUAACUUUAAAAUUUUAAAAAUAUUAAAAUGAUAUGGUGGCGUAUUGCAUUCACUUGAAAAUGAAUGAUCAUGAAAUAGUUAUGUCGUAAAAACAGGAGGAUUUUUUUAUUUUCAAGUGAAUGCAAUACGCCACAGUAAAAUGAAUAAAAUUAUAUAAACAUUUUGAAAAAUGUCUUAUAAAAUCAAAGAAAUAAAUGAAUACUGAGUAAAAUAACAGGUGAAUUUAGAAACACAGUACCAGUCCAAACUUUUGAAAUGUAAGUGAUCAGGCCCUGAGUGAAUGAGUGACAGCCUGUGGGCGGGCUCUGCAGUCAGGAAGGAUAAAUGUUCAGCAUAUUUAAUGAAAGCAGACCAGAUAUUAUACUCUUAAGUGAUCCUUUGAGGGUGGCUCUCAGACAGUGCUCUUCCUCUUUAGUGCUUACAUCCAGAAAUGGAAUGAUGAACCGAGCCGGCUCCCGUCGGUCCCGUAAAGAGUCGUCCGUUUGUCCCGACUCGUCCACGGACUGCCCACCACUAUUAUCCACUUGUUCUGUGGUAACGUUCACAGCGUUGUUCACCGCGGAGCAAUGUCGGCGCUGUGAGGCUGGCUUUGAUGAAUUUAGCAACUCCAGCGGCCGUUGGAGCUCUUCUUCACCGUUCUAGAGCCCGAACGAGGCCGCCACGGCGGAUUUAGACGGACUCGGUCCACGUCCACGCCGCCAUGGCGCUUCAGUAAGGCGGUUAUAAAACAUGACUGUCAGCGCCGAAACAAAACCACACUUUUCACUGUUUGAACUCUCAUCUGUGAAAACCUCCAUUUUAGCUCACUUUCUCCGGGGUUCGGGGCCUCUGCGCCGGCGUGGGAUGCGGAUGGAAGUUUAUCCGGACAACUUCACGUCCCACCCCGGGAGCAAUUACUCCAAUUAGCGGGCAGCGUGAGCUCCGAGCCGGCGGAGUGGGGCUUGAGGGGACUAAGAGAGCAUUUACUCCUUUACAAGGCUCCAGAUACGCUCCAUCUUCAUCAUCAUCAUCAUCAGGGACACAUGGAGUUAGUCACAGAGGGCAGCACAGAGGGGUGGAGUCCAGUCCCACAGCCAGGUGCGGCACUUUAAUGCUUCAGGUGGAUGGUUUUCCUACUGGAGACGGUGUUAAGGCUGAUCGAUCGGCUGGCAGACUGACUGGAUCCAUGAUGGAAUUACAGACGUUACAGGAGGCCCUGAAGGUGGAGAUCCAGAUCCAUCAGAAACUGGUCGCCCAGAUGAAGCAGGACCCUCAGAAUGCAGAUCUGAAGAAGCAGCUCCAUGAACUCCAGGCCAAGAUCACAGCGCUCAGUGAGAAGCAGAAAAAGGUGGUGGAGCAGCUGAGGAAGGAGCUGCUGGUGAAGCAGGAGCCCGAGGCGAAGCUGCAGUUGCACGUCCAGACUCCACCAGUAGGCGGCGACAUCAAGCCAGCCAACCUGCUGCAGAGCCAGCAGAUACCAGGAGGACUGCAGCAGUUUCUCCCUGGACAGACGCUGACGGUCACGCCGGUCCUCACCACGAAGACUCUACCUCUGGUGCUGAAAGCUGCCGCGGCGCCCGCCCUACCCGGCUCUGUCCUGCCACAACGCCCGCCCACUGUUGCUAUGGUAACCACAGCUAUCACCAAACCCGACGCGCAGAACGCUCCCAUCAACCUGCAGGUGGCCAGCAAGCUGACCAAUCAGAGUCCAGAGCCUGUGCGACUCGUGUCCAAGAACGCCAUGGUGAUGCAGGCCACCACCACCUCCGCCCAGCCAAUCAAAGUUCCUCAGUUUGUCCCUCCUCCUAGAAUGACGCCUCGACCCACCUAUCAGCCACAGGUCAGGCCCAAACUGGCCACGCCCACCAACGUCCCCAUCGCCCCAGCCCCUCCCCCUCCCAUGAUGGCGGCCCCCCAGCUCCUCCAGAGGCCCGUCAUGUUGGCCACCAAGCUGUCAUCCUCCCUGUCCUCCUCGGCUCCCAUUCAUCAAGUCCGCAUCGUGAACGGACAGCCGUGCAGCAAGACCGGCUCGACGCCGCUGACGGGCAUCGUCAUCACCACGCCCGUCUCCGCUAGCUCCGCCAGACUCGCCAGCCCAGCCCAGGCGCCUACCCCAAUCCCCACCCCUAUCUCCACCCCUACCCCCAUCCUCACCCCUACUCCAGCCCAGCCCCAGCCGAUCCAGAUCAGCAGCCUGACCCCUGAGCCCAAGCAGACUGUUAAACCUGGAGGAGCAGAGAAGGCCGUCGUCAGCCUCCCCUCGUCCUCCACUCCCCCGCUGUCUCCUCCACCUCCCCCCAGACCCAAGAAAGAGGAGAACCCAGAGAAACUGGCUUUCAUGGUGUCUUUGGGCCUGGUAACACACGACCACUUAGAAGAAAUUCAGAGCAAACGACAGGAGAGGAAGAGGAGAACGACAGCUAACCCAGUGUACAGCGGCGCCGUGUUUGAACCUGAGAGGAAAAAGAGCGCAGUGAGUUACCUGAACAGCCCUCUGCACCAGGGGACCAGGAAGAGAGGUCGCCCACCCAAAUACAGCAGCGUCCCGGAGCUGGGCAGCCUCACCCCGACCUCCCCCUCCAGCCCCGUCCAUCCCCUCCCCAUACCCAGCCCCAGCUCUGGGGAUGGAGACAUCCAUGAGGAUUUCUGCACUGUGUGCAGACGCAGUGGCCAGUUGCUCAUGUGCGACACGUGUUCUCGUGUUUAUCACCUGGACUGCCUGGAUCCACCCCUGAAAACCAUUCCUAAAGGCAUGUGGAUCUGUCCAAAAUGUCAAGACCAGAUCCUGAAAAAAGAGGAAGCCAUUCCCUGGCCUGGUACUCUGGCCAUCGUUCAUUCCUACAUCGCUUACAAAGAAGCUAAAGAAGAGGAGAAACAGAAACUGAUGAAGUGGAGUUCAGAGCUGAAACUGGAGAGAGAGCAGCUGGAGCAGCGAGUCAAACAGCUCAGCAACUCCAUAACGAAAUGCAUGGAGACCAAAAACACCAUCCUGGCUCGUCAGAAAGAGAUGCAGAUGUCCCUUGACAAAGUCAAACACCUGAUUCGCCUCAUCCAAGCCUUCAAUUUCAACAAAGCUCUGGCAGAGACAGACGGUAAGGACAGCAAUGCCAGAGUCCCGGACAGAGCUGAGAGUACAGUGGUCUCUGAAACCACAACAGGAGACAACCCUGCAGAGAAAGUAAAAGACGGGAGCUCCUUAGCCAGCAGCAACAGCGAUGAAAACAAGAAACAAGAGGAGCACGGAGCCACGGGGAACAACCAGACAUCAGGAGCAACGGGAGGAGACACCCAGAGCCAGGCUGUGCGAGAAGACGGCGCCGUCCCCACAGUAGACAACAGUCCUGCUGUUGGGACGGGGGCUGGAGUCGGGGCGGGGGGUGACACGGGGACUGGUCUCCAAGCGGAGGUCGUGGCCAAGCCCGCCACUGAAGCAGCUCCAGCGGUUGACAUUUCUGCUCCCUCAGUGGUUGCGACUGUUGUCACAACCAAUGGUACGACCGAGCCCGCCUGCCCUGACCACAGCCCCACGGGAGGCUGCACCACCAACGCCACCACCAACUCUGAGAACAAGAUGGCUGCCGUCAACCCUCCAGAGACAGCGGUGGAGAAGAAACAGGAGGAGAUCACUGACAGUGACGGCAGCAACAACAACAACAGCAAAACCUCAGAACCCUCCCAGCAUUCUUUGCCAGCUCUUGUCAGCAGUUUGGACAAUAAAAAGUAAUGCUAUGUGUCUCGCGGGAAUUCAAACAUAUAUAUAAAAAAAGACUUUUGCUUGCACCGCACGGUGCCCUGAAGUUGCCAAUCUGUAUAAAUGUUGUUUGUUUGCAUCGUAUUGUCAGACUGUGUCAAUGGUAGAUAUACAGCCCAAGUCACAUGACUCUGGGAAGACGUAGGCUGCUCCGCCCACCGAGCUGGGACACGAGAGCCUACGUUCCAGUGUCAUCAUGCCAAUUAGUGAUAGACGUCAGUGGUGGGAAUGCUCUAAGGGAGAUUUAAUUCAUCAUCACACCAGUGUGUGCCUGUUAUAGUGGCCCCCGUGUUCUCUUGUUGGGGGGUGGGUCCACAUGGUACUGAGAAAACCGAGAACAUGGAACCAAACAUCUGCCGGGGGUUACUCGUCUAAGAAGCAGUGUUGUGAUAGAGUAUGCAUACUGAAAAGAAAGCCUGUUCAAACCUUCGUCCAAAUAAACUUAAUGUGAACAACCUUCUGCAAUCCCAUGAUCCUCACCUUUGACCCUCUACCCUCACCCCAACCCUAACCUGUCCUAUUUAUUCAACCAACUUCCCUGAUGGCCCCGUAACCACAAACCAACCGUUUAAAACCAUCUUAAAACCAGAAACUCUACAGUUCCAGUCAACAGGGCUUUCCUCUUAGUGAAAGUGAACUGUAAAGGGUCAGAAUGCUUCAAACAUACUCAUUCAAAGGCUGACAAUUCUAAAGAGAUGAGAAGACAAAACCAUGUCAGCGAACCGGAUAGCAGCACAAGGGGGAAAAGAGCUUGGGAGAUGACCUGAGAUGCUAAAGUUUUGUCUAACCAUCCUACAAGCUCUUUAUCUGAGACACACUGAUGCUCAUAAACAAAAGCCCCAAAAUACCCCGUCAACUUUGGUGUAAUCUGUCUCCUCCAGUAGAAAAACAUGCCUUUUUCACUAAAUCCAAACUUGAACUAUCCAAUCCACCAAUGUUCUAAGCCUUGUCCUAAUGUUCUCUGUAAACCCGUCUGAGAGAUGCAAAGAAUCCUAGGUGUGGGGUUCAGAGAACACAAUACCGUAGCCGUUAGGCCACACCUACGUAGCUCACCUCUGGCUCUUUUCCGCAGUCAUUCCUGACCGUAUCUCUCCGAUUCCCCACACUAUCCACUGUCCAGCCCUCUUCAAACAAAGGCCCUAACACGAAUCUUAAAAAGAGCACACAAUGGAUAGCCUCUUCUCAUGGACAAUCACAGUGUGGAUGUUGGUUAUUCAUAAACUUGGAAAUGCAUUUGAAGGCGACGUCUCCAACACCUAAUCAACCACGAACUUAGAACAUCCUCCUCAGUCAUAAAACAUUCCCUCUCAGUCAACUGCAAAUUCCUUUGAGCAGAAACUAAAACCCAACUUCUCUGAUUUCCUACUGUUUCAGGGGAUUUAAAGUUGGACAUUCCAACAGACACUUCCUGAAGUGCACAGAUGCCUUUAAACAACAUCACUGAUUUCUGUCUUUGCCUUUAUUUAUCCAAAAAUUAGCCAAUCCUACCAUCAAAAGGGGUUCUUAUGACUGUUCAGUCGGCUAACAAACCUUUUCCUAACCUAACAGAGUUAACCCACUCCCUGUCAAACAUCGCUCAAAUGUCCCACCAGCCAGCAAACCCUUCUCUGAAAACAUUCUGGUGCCUUUGAACAAAGAUCCCCAACCACCUCUGCUGAGUCAAGCAAAAAAACAUUCCCUCUUUAAAGUCAUACCAUCCCCCUGACUGACUUAGGGUGGUUUCACAUUAGGGACCCAGCUCUGGAUCUGAGUUACCUGACCCAAAAGUCCAGUUCAUUUGACCAGUUUGUGACCACAGGUGUACUGUAUUCAGACACCGUGUCCAAGAAUGCUUGAGGAGAUCUCCAGCACGGUACAUGUGAACACAAACAUGAUUGAGUAUUGGGUACUCAGCAGGGAGCAGAGAUGUGAGGACAACUCUUAACAUCUAGUGUCUUCUCAAAGCCUCACAGGUCCAUUUCAUCCUCUAAGCUGCUUGGUAGAUUUAAAAGACAGAAGAGAGUCAUUGUUGACAUCUUGAAAGCAUCCAGAGUACCCUGCAGGACGGACCGCAUUGUUCAGACAGAGCAUAAACAAAUGUUGACGCUAGUGUUUGCCAUGGUUGCCUCUACUUCCUUCUUCUUGGUGAACCACUAACUGUUCUGGCAUUUCUGCAUGGGAAUGGGACAAAACAAAUGUCCCUGAUAUGAAAAUGCCCUCAAACCCAAAUUUAGCUUCCAUUGUCCACUAAGGUCUGAUAUUUUCUAAAUUAAACCACUAGUCCAAGACUAGUUCAUGCACUCUAAACAUUUUUGAGUUGGAAAGCAAUGUUUCAGAAAGUUACUCCCAAACUCCCACCAGUUUCAGUCAGAAGACAGAUGCUGUCAGACAACCCAACAAAAUCACCAUAAACCAGCACCUCUGAAUCCAAGUCAGCCUCUAAUCUCUCAACAAACACCCCUCCCCACAUAACUAGAGCCCAACAUUCCCUGUAAAGUCCACCAACUAACCAGUCAUCUUCAGAAUCCAUAACAGUACUCGUCUCUGAGCGAGGACUACCGUCUCUGGUAGACCAAUGACCUACUGAGUCAGCCUGGAAUCAUUCCCCUACCUUUCUAACAACAGUAACCACCUCAUCUGGACUUGUCAACAAAUCUACCUGUCAAAGUCCUUGUAGAAUCUGGUAUGUGACCCUCUCCCAUUACAAAGGGCUCGUUAGACUUUAAACAAAGUUUUAACAUGAAACAAGGAGAUACCCACCUCAAACCAAAAACGAUGACUUGUGUUCAAGAGUACAACACGGUCUAUAAAAAUAAAGCCUUCCUCGGAGGACCUAAAAACCACACCUCCAUUUCUAAUGUGCCAAAAAUCCAGUUUGACCCACUGGUACCCCCAGAACUCUGACCCAGUUACUUAAAGACCCAGCCAUCCAAUGACCAAACGUCCCAUGCAACCAGCAACCCCAUUAACCAUCGGACCAAGCCUUCAUUUGAAGCAUCCUGACAUUUUAAAACUCUCACCUAAUCAUCCAAAGACUACCCUCCCCUAGUCCACCAACGACCAAAAUUACCCUCAACAACCAGCAGUCACAGUUACCGUCAGACCAAAACCUUCCCCAAGGAACCCAAUAGCAAAUCUCUCUUCCCCAGUGUGCCAAAAUCCAGUGCACCCCUAAAAAAUCACCUGUAUUAUCCAAGAACUUUUGUGAAUAUCCAACCUGCCAUUCCUGUUAAAAUCAGACCAACCAAUUAUUUGAAGCAUUCUGACACCUUAACAAUGAUCCCAUCAAACAAACAACAACCCAUCCUAUGGACCAGUAGCAAAAACCUUCCAAGAUGACUUAAAUCCCUUCCAGAUUGCCAAUAACCAAACUUUUCCCAACCAACCAACAGUCAUCAAAGCUCCCCCCAAUCCAGCCUCCUUGAGUUUAAACUUCCUCUGGACCCCAACAACCCUUAUAGGGUCAACUGAUUACUAUACAUCCCUCCAGAUCACCAAAACACCCCCUACCAACUAACUGGCCCAGAUCCAGUUCAAACAUCCUUUCGACCCCAACAACCCUUUUCCAGUCAGCUGAGUACUAUUGGCCCUUCCAGGUCAACCAAGAGGCACAGAUGCUCACCCCCUCUCCAUGACAUCCAGUUUGAACAUGCUCUAGACCCCAAGAACCCUUACAGAGUCUACUGAUUAUGCACUUCUAGAUCACCAAUGACCAAAAGUCCCCCUACCAACCAGCAGGCCCAGAGCCCUGCACCAUUUCCAGGUCCCAGCAGCCCCUGCCCAACCAAGUGACGACUUAAUGCCCUUUUAAACUGCCAAUGAUCAAACUUCCCCCUACCAACCAACAAACCUAGAACCUUCCCUCAGCCCUGCCUCCUCCAGUUUGACCCCAACAUCCCUUACCAGCCCUUAUCAGCUGAUUACUCUGUGCCCUUCCAGUGACCAAACUUUCCUAGUCCCCCUCCUCCCCCCUCUCCCCCUCCUGUGUCCCAGAGCUCAGGCAGAAAAGACGCUGAGCAUUGCGUUCAGCCGGUACGAAGGACGAGGUGGAACAGGCACGGUAGCCUAACAGAUGUUUUCAGUGGUGUUGGUCAAGUGUAGUGAUUGAGUUUUCAUUCGUGAGUCAAGUGUGUCAACUGUGAGCACUAAAUGUGAAGUUGCAAUAUUGCAAUGUCAACACACACAACUAUAUCUGGGCUGUGUUUCUUUUUUAUAGGAAAAGAUAUUCAGGUCUUCCUAGUCUUCAGAAUAAGUGCUUUCUGUUCCUGAACCUGCUGGACUGGCAUUAUCAACACAAAAAGGAAUCCUCUUUUUGAAGUGGUGAUCUUUGCAUUAUGUACAUUUUUUGUUGAAUCCUGAACUGCCAAAAUGAUGUUGUAUCCAAAUUCAGCAGGGACAAGUCCACUUACUGUAUUGAACGAUCAAAUCAUUGGCGUUGUAAGAUAUAGAUGCUACCAUUUCAGAAAUUGGAAGUUCCCAGAUGGAGACAGGAGAGCUUAUUAAACAAUAACAUUAGAGGAACUUUGAUUUCCUUGAAAUGGAGGGAUUUGUCGUAUGAACCUUCUCCUGCAGAUGGAUCUCAAAGGACAGUACCACAAAUCCUGAGAUUAAAGCACAAGCUUGCUGCAUUACAAAGAAGUGCUGAAGAGCUUUUUGUAUGUUAAUAUGGAAUUAAACAGAGUAUGCAUCUCUUUGUUGUGAUGUGACUUAUCCCCACAUUGCCAAUAUUUUUCUAGGAGGAAAUCCAAACCUCUUUCUGACAUUAAGGCUCAAGUGGAGUUCAUGUUUGGGGAGGGGAGGGGAGCAUCCCCUCGCUGUUAGACUAGUGCAUCUCUUUUCUUUCUGGAGCAUGUCUGGGCUGAAAUGUGAUGCUGAUGUUCGUUGGCUUGGUGGCUGUCAGUUCGGGUCUGUCUUUGUCUGGUGAACCGAUCAUGACUUCUGGCUUCUUGUUGGGUACGGGGCAUUAACAAACUCUGGUCUGUUCAUAAACGGUGCCUCUGUUCAUGCUUUUUUUUUCUACUUUUGUUUGGGGUUUUUUUUUUGCUACGUUGGAGCGUUUUUGCUUUAACUUCAGCGGUCCAACCACGCAUCCACCCGAUGGCGUUCGGUUCUUUGAACUGUCUCCUGUACACUAAAAGUUUUUGGUUUUUAUCUGCCUAAUGGUGAGGAUUUUUUAGCCAUGCUAGUGGCUUAAGGGUGUCAGCGUCCAUUCCAGACAUUAUUGAGGCCACGUUUACACAGUCAUCUGAAACUGAAAACUUCCUCUUCAGACAAGUCCUGUGUUCAUACAGGAACGUUCUGAUAGCAACCGCCAUGGCUAUCAUGUGACUGUGUGGGCGGGCAGUGAGGUAGGGUUGCUACUCUAAGUGAGCCUAGACUACAAGGAGAGUAAGCUCAGUCCCUGGCCCCCCUUUGCCUCUUCUAUUUAGUCAGACCAGUACGUAUUGUGUCCCAAUUCCUGGACUGGCACACUCCAAACAGAGUCUCAUGAGAAAUCCACAAGACUUAGACAAAUGUCCGUAGCAAAAUACGAAAUUUACAACAUCGAAUACUUAAAUUAAAUGAUGUUUCAAUGCAUUCCUGUCCUUUUGAUUUCAGGUAAGAAGUUUUUUAGAGUAGUAAUGUCCGGCGACGUCGAGUCUGUUCACGUGAAUGCUGUCGAUGACCACUGAUGGCGUAUCAGGAACUAGAGAGGUCGUCCCAUUUCGUAGGGGGUUUUGACCACUACCACUUGUGACUUGAAAUCAAGGGGUAGGAGUAAACAUUAGAAAUUGGAAUACAUUUCUUAAUUUCAAGAAAACAUCGACUAGGAGUGAAACAGAUCACAGGAGUCGUUUGAGUUGUUGUGCACGUGAUUCAUCAGUGCUGGCCCACUUUUCAGCAGCUCCGGUUCUGGAAGUAAAAUUCACCCUUCAGAUCCUCUCUAGACAUUUCAUAAAAUCUUUAUUAGAACACUUACAAUGCAUGAACCAAGCUAACCAGCUACCCAAGGACUCAUGACUAUCAAACACUUGAUUGGUGCAAAAAACUGGCAUUCGAAACUGGGGAAAAAGGCACAAGACUGUGGACAUAUUUCCUUACAAGGAGGAAGGAACUACGUAUCCCACAAUCCAUUGCGAUUUGUUGUCAAUGAUAGCUUCUCAAGCUUUUAGACGUUAUAUGCAUCUUUAUUGUAGUAAUUACAUAUUUGAAGUUGUUUUAAUUUGCAUAUUCAUUGCUUUAUAUUGUGGCGGCGUGUUAGUCGUCAUAAACAGUCCUCAGCCUUUGAUCGUGGGAUGGUAGACAUUUCUGUGGUAACCAGAGACCCCACCAAUCAGAGACAUUGCUUUGAUACUAAAGGAUUGUGGGUAUUGUAGUGCUUUUGCCUGAGAUCACCAAUAAACUGCCGCUGCCUUCCAUUUACCUUGGAGGUCCAAACUGCAUUUCCGUGGCAGCGUUCCAGCGCCACGUACAGGCUUGGCUUAUGCGCUACGGCGUUUUCAGUCGUUUUAGUUUCUGAAACGAUUCCGUCUUCACUGAAAACUUUUUCGAACGAAACGACAACAUAUCGUCUCUGUGUGGACAGGGCCUACGUUUCUUAAAACAAGGUUGAUAUCUUGCAAAGUUUGUCUUCUGCAGAAGUGCGUACCAUCGUUUCACUGUGAGGCCGGUCUAGCUCAGAUGUUUCUGAUAACAUAUAAUAAUCAAAUCCACUAUGAUGGAAAUGAAUGGGACUUUUGUUUCUGCAACCACACUGUUGAGUCCGAUUGGCUUGGACUGUGGAGCUCAUCAGAGGGAAUCACGGAUCGCCGGUUCACACGAAAGGUUGCACUCUGCAACUGAUUAUCAGGCACACAAUGCUCAUUUUUGGUUCAAAUGUAGACAAAAUGUACCAAAAGUUAACCCUUUCAGCUGAAGUUGUGUAAGUGUGGCCUUAAUAAGUCUUAGGGCAGGUUCAAAUCUUUGGUUUUUAAUCAGCAUCUGUGGGUCGAGUGUGAUUAAAUGUGGUUUACACAUUAACGCUCCCCUCAGGAUGUUCUAAUAAUACUAAAUUCCUUUAUUUAUGACCAAAUAUCUGCAGAAAUGUCAUUCCUUUAGUCUUGGUUCCACUUUGAAGUAUCAGCUAAUGCUAGCAUGCUGACAUGCUAAGAUAAUUAACCUGCAGAGCAUUCAUAUGUUAGCAUCUCCGUUGUGAGCAUGUUAGCAUGCUUAUGCGUGAGCUGAUGGGAGCUGCUAGCAUGGCUGCAAACUCUAAAUAAGGAAUUCUUUCAAAAGAGAAAAAUGGGCUCAUUAAUUGUAGAUUUUUCACUCAUUUCCAGUCAUCUGAGUAUUCAGGGGUGCGUGCGUGUUUGGGCGGCUGUGAAAUAAGCUGUUACAGGUGUCUUUUUUUCAUAUCAUAUGGACUCUUGUAACCCAAUCAGCAUAUCUGACACCAGUUGUUUUUACAUCAGCUGUACAAACUGCCUUCAUUGAGAAGAUCCCCGAAGAGUACUGAGAGAGUUUAACAUUUCCACGUUCGGCCACAGUGUUGUCUGAUAAAUGUCUUUGAGAAGAGUCUAGCCAUUCGAACAGAAGAAAAAGACUGAAAAUGGCAUCUGAUACGUCCCCACCUCCUCACACACUCCUUCUGUUGAUGUGUUCUGUUCUCCGUCUGCGUUCUGGGGUGGAUGUUCUUCUUCUUCUUCUGUCGUCUGACGUUUGUUUGGUAGAGCAGCGCAGUCAUCCGGUUUUUCUUUGAACGAGCCCGAAAUUGUGUUCCAGACAAACUGGACCUUUCCCUCUGUACAGUAGGUACCUCGAGUGCCUUUCUUCAAACAGCAGAUAAUAUUUGUCUCUUGACUUGCACUGUGACUUGUAGAACCUUACUAACCCCCUCUUACCCGACCCGACCCACCUCUCCCAUCCCACAAGCUCCCCCGAAACUCUGGAGCACAACCCCGGUCCCUUCACCUCAGGCUGCCAGUAGUCAAUGCAAGUGGAAACUACAUUUCAUGAUAUGCCGUUUAGAUCGACCAGAUAGUGUUUCGUUGUUCUAGGAGUUGCCUUAAAUGUGUUUUAUUUCCUUUUUACGUGAGUAACUUUUAAAUUAGGAGAAAAAAAUCGCUGCAGACGCUGGAGACGGUGGAAAACUCGUCAACUAAAGACGGAUCGUUGCUCGGUGUGACAGCCCGUCGUUUUGUGAUGCACUUUUGGUUUGACCAGUAUUAUUAUCAACCUGAUGGUCAUGGAUCCUGCUCUGGGAGCUCUUCUGUUCCUCCUUCAUCAUUCCCUCCGUGCUGUGGUUCUUUUUCUUCUUUUUGUGUUUUUGGAGGAGUUUGCUAAAUCAGGUCACGUGAGCCGGAGCCUGUUUGCAUUAGGAAUGAACAAACUAACCCGCACCCUGAUGGGCAGACUUAGACCCAAUUAGCAACAUCUGUCCACUCAGUCUGGUGGAACGCAUGCCUUCUUAUGCAAAUUUUUAUACAAGAUUUGUCAAACCUUUUUAAUAUGCAUUUGUUUUUUAAGUUUUUUAUGUGAAACUCAAGUCACCUUUUCUUUCUUUGCUGGCAUCCUGAUGCCAAACGUGCAGUUUGGGUGUCGGGGCGUCUGGUAGCCUCCUGGUUUGGAACAUUUCUUCUGUGUUUUAUGGACUCUGGUUUUUAAUUAGAACAUGGCUAAAGCACCAUGCUGAAUGUUGGGAUCCCAGCAGGGCUGUUCAGGGGGCUCAAUCAAUCAAGUACUCAUGUCUCUCUCGUGUCGAGCUCUAACAGUGAAUUUAUCCAAAGAACACUGCACGUGUGCAUUUCUGUUCAGAAGCCUUUCUGUCGUCGGUGCAUAUCAUUCCGGAGUUAAUUUCUGCGUCAGCAUCGUGUGCAUUUGCCCAGCUGGAUAGGACCAUGGUGUGUGCGGCUCGGAAAUGCUCGCCGCAUCGGAGGGCGUCGUGAAUGCAUUCAUCUCCCCGUGUGGUGGAAGCAUCCUGUCAGGCUGGCGGCGCACUAGACGAUUCUGGAACCCUGAUUUUAAAACUGUGGGGAAAAGCAUCAGCUGAUUUAUGACCUUCUUAUCCACACUGAACGCGAGCUCUAGACGGUUCAGCCAAGCAUGAGAUCUCACAGAAACUCAAGAUCAAGCGUGACUUCUUUAAAAACCUGGAGGACGACUGAUGGCGCCACCUGGUGUCCUGGCGUAUGUUUAGUUUUGCAGCAAAAGGGUUAGGGUUAUUGAAGAGGCAGCCGAUUCGUACCAAUUUAUUAGAAACAUUUUCUAUCAUACUGAAUCAGGAGUUAGACGUGUCUUAAAUAAUAAAUAUCAAACGUGUUUGAUAUCAGUGAUUCAGUAAAGUUUAGAAUGUUUCUAAAGAGUCGUAGAUGUCCAAGACGAUGAACAUCAUAUUAGAUAUUCGAUAUUUAUGAUUCUGUAACAUCCUUUUAUAACAAAUCCUAUGAAUAAAAAAGUCAGAUAUUUACAAUAAGAGACUAACAUUUCCAUCCAAGUGUAAAUAUUAAACAUGAUUUUUGUUUUCAGUUUGUGAGAAACAUUUUGAAUCCUACUGAAUCAGAACUAACAGACAUGUUUGAUAGGUAUGACCUGAUAUGAUUCAACUAUAUUCACAUCAUAAUUGCAAUGAACAUUUUUAACGACCUUCAUCAGAAAUGUUCCAGAACGUAUCAAAUCAAAAAACAAAACGUGAUUUAUAGCUUCAUUUAAAUUGGACAUGUAACUAGGAUCUAAAAUCGCCCUUUACUCUUCUUAAAAUCGCCCUGAACUCGUCCUAUACUCGGCCUAAAAUGGCCCUAGAUUCGGCCUUAAAUUACUCUAAAUUCCGCCUAAAACCACCCUUUAUUUGGCCUAAAAUGGCCCUAUACUCACCCUAAAAUCGCCCUAUUUUCAGCCUUAAACCGCCCUGUUUUCAGCCUAAAAUCGCCCUAUAUUCUGCCUAAAACCGCCCUAUAUUCUGCCUAAAAUCGCCCUAUAUUCUGCCUAAAAUCGCCCUAUUUUCAGCCUAAAAUCGCCCUAUAUUCAGCCUAAAAUCGCCCUAUAUUCAGCCUAAAAUCGCCCUAUAUUCUGCCUAAAAUCGCCCUAUAUUUGGCCUUAAUUCGCCCUACAUUCGGCCUUAAACCGCCCUAUAUUCAGCCUAAAACCGCCCUAUAUUCUGCCUAAAAUGGUCCUAUACUCGUCUCAAACUCGCCCGGUGCUCAGCCAGCCUGACGCGCCCACUCCGUACUCUGAAAGCGACCGAGUCUCGAUUGUGGCCUUCUAGCGUUCUGUCGAUCCAUGAACCCAUCCAUCCUGUCCGGACCCAACUGUUCACCUGAAGCUUUUACCUCAUCCACCGCUGAUUCCAUUGGGGGGGUGUUGAGUGCAAAAAAAAAUAAAAUAAAAUAAAAGGACAAAAAAAGAAAAGAAAAAAAGAAAAGUCUUUUUUUAUCUUCCAUUCGGUGAGAUGCAUUGUAGCGAUAUGAAUAAAGAAAAAGUUCACCUGGUGUGCUGAAUAAUGUGUAAAUUGGUAAUUACACAAUCUGAAUAUUUGUAUAAUUGUUUGUAUUUUUUCAUAAUGAUUUUGGAAAGGAAUGUGUUUAUUUUUUUGACUUCUGUUCCAGAUGUGUCUUCUGUUGGCCUGACAUUGUGACUGGUCUGGUGGGAUUCUUACCUCUGUAUUGAGCCUCUUCUGUGAUGAAUUCUUUGUAUGCAGUGUUUAGGAAAUACUGUAGGGAACAUGGGGAGGAGUUGAUAUUAGGAGCAUUUGAUCAAUUUGUAUUUAUUUAUUUUAUCAUUUUGUUAAUAAAUUGUGAAAAGCA
This is a messenger RNA of Cheilinus undulatus (humphead wrasse), 15390 nucleotides long. RefSeq names its product PHD finger protein 21Ab (gene phf21ab). The transcript has 19 exons. The coding region runs from base 2015 to 4627 and encodes 870 amino acids. The record is from RefSeq and is a predicted model, not a curated record. NCBI's taxonomy places the organism in Eukaryota, Metazoa, Chordata, Actinopteri, Labriformes, Labridae. Gene Ontology annotation, molecular function: chromatin binding. Gene Ontology annotation, biological process: negative regulation of transcription by RNA polymerase II. Gene Ontology annotation, cellular component: histone deacetylase complex.